AUGACGCGAGAGAAGCUCGUCGCCGCGUUACUUCUCGGUCUACUCGCGAUAGCUCUGAGUUUGCCUCAACAGCCGAAAUCCAAGAGGCCUACUCCAGUAUUCAAGCAAUCUAAAACUGGUGCCUUGCUGCUUCCCGACAACGCAACGCUUAUUCGCGAGAAUAUCGUCGAUACAUUUUCGUGCAAGGACAGAAUUUACGGUUAUUAUGCCGACAUGGAGAACGAGUGCCAAGUGUUUCACGUGUGCAUGCCGCAAACAAGGAGCUCGAUUAGAUGGAGCUUCAUUUGUCCCGCCGAAACAGUUUUCAAUCAGGCGACAUUCGUAUGCACACAAACGGAAAGCUCGAUACCAUGCGAGGAAUCGGAAAAAUAUUACUCUCUAAACGAGAACAUUGGAAAAGAAGUGGAGGAGGAGGAAGAGGCAGAUCAGGACCGAGGGAAGAAAAAUGCGACGAAGAUUUUGAAACCUGAAGUGGAAACGUUGUCGAAAAAGUCAUCCCCGAAAACUUCGAGAUUGCUAAAUCGAGAGAAGUUACUUCAGCUUUAUUAAAAGUUGACGUUUUUUAAUCGGCUUAUUAAAAAAAAAUAGCGUUAUAAAAUGUGAUGACUAUUAUGAUUAGCCAAACUCAAUUAAAGUAUAAAAGAAAUUUUAGCUUGCCCCGGUCAAGGAUGACUAAACGCUCAUUUAGAGUUUAAGUUAAUCGCUUAUCCCUUAUAAACUUAUCUCGUAAGAACCUUCAUAAUGGCAGAUAAUGCGUAGAACUAAAAUUUAAAUUAUUGUCACACAAUUAUUUUACAAUGUAAAAUAUAU
Messenger RNA from Temnothorax curvispinosus, 810 nucleotides. RefSeq lists its product as uncharacterized. Bases 1 to 549 code for a protein of 182 amino acids. The transcript has 3 exons. Gene Ontology annotation, molecular function: chitin binding. Gene Ontology annotation, cellular component: extracellular region. The record is from RefSeq and is a predicted model, not a curated record. NCBI's taxonomy places the organism in Eukaryota, Metazoa, Arthropoda, Insecta, Hymenoptera, Formicidae.